Ooceraea biroi (clonal raider ant) is the source of this 1594-nucleotide messenger RNA. RefSeq names its product COMM domain-containing protein 4. Lineage: Eukaryota; Metazoa; Arthropoda; Insecta; Hymenoptera; Formicidae. The record is from RefSeq and is a predicted model, not a curated record.
CUGGACCUGUCAUAAAUUGAAAAAGAUUACGAGACACUUGCAAAAAUUGCUAUAAAAAAUUGCAAAUCCAUGAUUGUAAUUAGUAGAAAUAACAAUCAAUAAAUGACUGUUAUGACAAAUAAUUCUAUAACUUGAUAUCUCUCAAAACGAUAGCACCCUUUUACAUUUAUUUGAUAUAUAUAAAUGUAUUUGUUAAUAAUUGAUUGCGUUAAUUGAAAAGGUAAUUUGUUAAUCUGCGUUUGAGGCGUUAUAUAAUACAAAUAUAAUGCACAAUGAAUAAUUAUGUAUAUACAACUGUGAAAUAUACAUAUCAAUAAAAGCAAUUUAUUGUAAUUAUUCUUCACCGUAUUUUUCUUAAUUAUGGGUAGAAAAUUAUGAACAAAAGAUGAAGAAGAAGAACACUGACAAAUCCUACUUUCUGCGUAUUAAAAUCAGCACAAUGUUUGACGCACAUUUUGCUGCUAAUUUAUUAGUUAUCAAUUAUGAAUAUAUGUAUUACAUAUUGUGUUAUAUGUAUUAUAUAUUUAAUAAUCAACUCACGCGAGAGAUUUCUUUCUUCUCUUUCUUUAUCCUCGGUUGGCAAUAUCCUCUUUUUUUUACGUUUUUGACAGACUUCAGCUAUAUGUCAUAUACUAUUUUAUAAAUUGUCUUUUUCUCAUUCUUUAUAUUGAUUAUAAUUUAAUAUAUAUUUAAAUUGAUGCAUAUUUAAAAACUUUUUACCGUUUGUAGAUAAAAUGGAAAUGUGUAAUUUCGCCCAACUGACUUAUCGACUGAGUUGAACUGUCACAAUUCUAACCUCCCCGAUGCGUGCGAGUGUCAAAUGAGUUGGUGCUGAUUUUUGCAAAUAUCGACGUUUAUCAGGAGAAGGGAACGUUUAGGUUGGAACAGAAGUAAGCACGAGAGAAGACGAAAUAGAACAUUUAUAAAAAUGAGGUUCAGAUUUCUUGGCGAUGGCGAUUGUCCAGAUUGGUUGCUGGCAGAAAUCAACACGCUUUCGCGAAUGACUUCAAUUAAAAUGAAAAUGCUAGGCCAAGCAGUGGCCAAGUACUUGACUGAGGGAGAACUUGAUGAAGAAAAAAUAAAAAAAAUCACACAAGACGCUAAACUUGAUGUCAAUGACGCGAAAGCGAUGGUAGCCGCUCUCGAAUUGAUCUUUACAUCUUCCGCCCGAUACGGUGUUUCCGCCGCUGACUUGAGCAGCGAGCUGCAACAAUUGGGACUUCCACGAGAGCACAGUACAGCUGUAGCGAGGCUUCACACAGAUUACUGUCCUCAGAUCACAGCUGUUCUUUCAUCUCAAUCGUUGCGAGUCAGUCGCUUAUCCUCCAUUGAAGUCCUGCCUUGUGAUAGCACCUCGCCAGUUUCCACGGUGGCACUAAAGUUAAAGAAAAUAGAUGGCAAUGAAGAAGCUUCCACUAUCAAUAUCUCAAAGGAUGAUGUGCAAAUGUUACUAAAAGAAUUGAAAAGGGCACGAGCGCUGAUGGAAAAUCUGUGAAUAUUAAAUAUAGAAUAUCCAAUUUCAAUAUCUUGUCAUAUGAUUACUGUGAUUCGCCAAUGAAAAUUUUGCUGUUUGUCAAUAAAAAUGAGAUCUGAA